GAUAAAAAGUUCUUCCGGUUGGUUACUUCCGGCUGAAUAAAUUUAUUUUUUUAUUGAUCAAAAAAAUAGAAUAUGUCUGAAGAAGACGGACAGUCAGAACCUAGACGAUCUAAAAUGAACACACGUGAAGGAAAACCAAAAUUUAAAGACCCACUCAUGAACACAGCUGAUGACAGUGACGAAGGAGAGUUGGAAAGUCUUGACCUAGAUGCAUCAGGAAAGUCUGAACUUAGUGUGUCUAGAAGUUCCAGUUUAAUUGCCAAUCUUAGUGGUUAUGAUGAUGAUGAAAACAGUGGUAAUGAUAUGGUUAUUAUUGUGGAUGACCCAGAAAAGCACAGUGGAACAAUGGAAUCCUAUGUUACAUUCCGUGUGACUCUCAAGACCACUCGAUGUGAGUUUGACACAAGUGAGUAUCAAGUGAGAAGGAGAUACAAUGACUUUCUUUGGCUGCGACAACGCUUAGAAGAAACAUAUCGUACUCAUCUUGUACCUCCACUUCCAGAAAAGCAUACAUUGCGAAGACUUGACCGCUUUAGUGCAGAAUUUUUACGAGUCCGAGGAACAGCUUUACAAAAAUUCCUCACAAGACUAGCUGACCAUCCUGUUUUAUCUUUUGAUAAAAAUUUUCAAAUUUUCUUGACAGCAAAAGCUUGGGAAUUUCAAUCACAUAAAAAACAAUCAACUGGCCUACUUGGUCGAGUAACAGAUUCCAUACACAAUAUGGGGGCAUCCUACAUGAUGAAAAAUAGAAUUCCAGAGUUUACUAUAAUGCAUGAGUAUAUACAGGCAUUUGGAGAAAAACUGUCCAGUAUUGAUAGAAUCACACAAAGAAUUGUUAAAGAACAAUCAGAUUUCCAUGCAGAUAUGUUAGAAUGGGGUCCAGUAUAUACACUAUGGGCUAAUUCUGAAGAUCAGUUAGUUAAUGCUCUACUUACCAUGUCAAAAACAGUGGAUUAUUGUAGUGAUGCUCUAAAAGAUUUAAUUGAUGCUACAGAUGAUAACUUCAGUCAACCAUUGAAAGAAUAUAUUCUUUAUGCUGAAGCUAUAAAGGCUGUUUUAAGAAGAAGAGAUGCCAUUCAGUCCCAGUAUGAAGAAACUUUGGACGAAUUAAAUAAAAGAAAAGACGAAAGAGAACAGCUGAAGAUAUCUGAUCAAACUUAUUCUCUUGGGGCUUUUCUUGGCAAGGAUCCUGAUGAGGUGAAACAACAGAAACAGGACAAGUUAGACCAGCAAAUUACUGAUCUGACAGCAGAAAUGGAGAAAUUGAAUGACAGGUCUGUAGUGGCUGACAGUGAUUUGAGGGCUGAUAUGGAAAGAUGGCAUAAGAAUAAGCAUAAAGAUACGAAGGAAAUAUUUACUGAAAUGUGUGAUCGAAAUGUGCAAUAUUAUGAAAAGUGUUUAAAAUCCUGGGAGGAUGCUAUAAGAGCUAUACAAUGCCGGGAACCACCAACCACCACCUGUGAUACAAAAGAUGAUGAGGAUAAAGAUGAAGUCUCGUUAAAACAUACAGAAAGUACCGAGACAGAUAAAACAGCGUCAGACCUCAGUUAAUCUAGUCUUCAUUUUUAUAGCAUUGAGGUUGAAAGGGGGAGGGUAGGGGAUUAGGGGAGAAGUAUUUGUUUGUGAAGGUACUAAUAAUGUAAUAUCAGUAAGAUGAUGUAUUGUUUUCAAUAUAUAGGGUUGUCAAGCUGAAUGUGUUGUUUCCAUAUAGUAAUUUUUACUGUGAUUGUAAUUAUUUAUUAUUAUAAGAGACUGAAAUAUUUCAAAAAAAAUAAUUGUUGUACAAGGGAAGUAGCCUAAUUAAAGAUAAGUCUACAUUAUACAUGCACCUUAUCAUCCAUUUAUAUCAUAGCACUAAAUAUUAUCUCCCUUGUUACACUCCACAAUGAUGAUAAUCUCCCUUUUCACGUUAUAUUUCCUAUGAUUACUUCCCUUGGUUUUUUAACCCACGUUUUUAGGAAUACUCAAGAGGAAUGCAAUACAUGUUGAGUUUGUUUUUAACCUAUGAUGCUUUAUACUGCCAAAAUAUAUAAAUGUAAACAAUCUAAUUUAGUAAAUGGCUUUCAGCUAUAUUUGUCAUCAACUUCAAUAGGGACCAAUUGUUAUCAUACUUUUUUGUCAUUCAUCUGUUACAUUGAAUCACUAAAAUAUUUUGUCAAUCUUCCAUUUAUAUUGUAGAAAUCUUAUAAUUUAUAUGAUAUUCAUAGAGAAUUCACCUUGAGGAGGAUCAGAUUUUGUGUCCGAAUGUUAUAUAUGACUUAUUACCAUUUAAAUUUCAUACUGACAUUUACUGGACAUUUAAGAAAUUUCCUUUUAUAUCGGUUAGAAUUUACAGGUGUAUUAUUUAUAUCAUUAUUUGGUAGAAGAUUGUGGUAUAUGAGAACAUUUUGGUACAUCUUUCAGGAAAAGGGAAGUAGUAGGCUAGAAACGUAUGUUUAUAUGAUCAGUUAUUUGAAGACUUUUCAAAAUGUAUUAUUUAAUAUGUUGGAUUCUAAUCUGUCAAAAAACAACAACAAAAAAACAAAAAACAAAUUAAAGGGACUGAAAAACAAGUAAGGAAAGAUUUUCAUAAACUCAUAUAAUGUUAAAAUAAUUAUUUUCUUCGAUUUUUCAACAUUUUUGUACUCCUUGACAUGUCAGAAAUCCAACCUGUCUUUAGUCAGUGUUUAAGUAAAUACAACAGAUUGAUUGAAUAGGUUCGAAACCAGUAAUCCAGACACUGGCACUGCCCUUAUUUCAUUUAUCAGUAAUCUGUUUUUUUGUGUCUAAAUACAACAGACUUUUAGGAAAGAUUUAGACCCUGUCUUAUAAUUGGUCAGUCCAAUGGUCAAAUAUGUAUGAUCAUUAAUCAUAAUAUGUGCAAUAUAUGGUUUAGAAUCCCAUUUGUAUAUAUACUAUCAUAUAGUAUUGAAACUCAUUUUAAAGUGAAUUUUAUAAAACAGUCUCAUUGAUUCUAAUAUUUUGAUAUAUAAUUUUUAAACCCCCGCACAACACAGUUGUAAGGGGGGUAUACUGAAAUCAGCUUGUCCGUCCGGCUGUCCGGCGGUUUUUUCUUGUCCGCCCAAUUACUUAAGAUUUCUUUGACCCACAGUCUUCAUAUUUGGCAUGAAGGUUAGCCAUGAUUAGUAGAUGACCCCUAUUGUUUUUGAGGUCAAAGGUCAAGGUCACAGGGCUAUUGACUUCAAAAAGCUUGUCCGCCCAAUAACUUAAGAUUCCUUUGACCCACAGUCUUCAUAUUUGGCAUGGAGGUUAGUCAUGAUUAGUAGAUGACCCCUAUUGUUUUUGAGGUCACCAGGUCAUAGGUCAAGGUCACAGGGGCCUUGUCUAUAAAAAGCUUGUCCGCCCAAUAAUUUAAGAUUCCUAUGACUCACAGUCUUCAUAUUUGGCUUGGAGAUUAGUCAUGAUUAGUAGAUGACCCCUAUUGAUUUUGAGGUCACCAGGUCAAAGCUACAGGGGCCUGUACUUCAAAAAGGUUGUCCUUCAAUAACUUAAGAUUCCUUUGACCCACAGUCUUCAUAUUUGGCAUGGAGGUUAGUCAUGAUUAGUAGAUGACCCCUAUUGAUUUUGAGGUCAAAGGUCAAGGUCACAGGGUCCUGGAAUUCAAAAAGCUUUUCCGCCUAAUAAUUUUAGAUUCCUUUGACCCACAGUCUUCAUAUUUGGCAUGGAGGUUAGUUAUGAUUACAAAAUGACCCCUAUUGAUUUUGAGGUCAUAGGUCAAGGUCACAUGGGCCUUGACUAUAAUAAAAUUUGUCCGCCCAAUAACUUUAGAUUCCUUUGACCCACAGUCUUCAUAUUUGGCAUGGAGGUUAGUCAUGAUUAGUAGAUGAUCCCUAUUGAUUUUUGAGGCAAUGGGUCAAAGGUCAAGGUCACAGGGACUUUGACUUCAAAAAGUUUGUCCGCACAAUAACUUAAAAGACCUUUGACCCACAUUCUUCAUAUGUAAGUCAUGAUUAGUAGGUGAUCCCUAUUGAUUUUUAGGACACUGGGCAAAGGUCAAGGUCACAGGGGCCUUGACUAAAAAAGCUUGUCAGCCCAAUAACUUAAGAUUCCUUUGACCCACAGUCAUCAUAUUUGGCAUGGAGGUAAGUCAUGAUUAAUAGGUAAGCCCUAUCGAUUUUUAGGACACUGGGUCAAAGGUCAAGGUCACAGGGGCGGUCAAGGUCACAGGGGCCUUGACUAAAAAGUUUGUCCGCCCAAUAACUUAAGAUUCCUUUGACCCACAGUCUUCAUAUUUGGCAUAGAGGUUGAUCAUGACCAUAAGGUAACCCCUAUUGAUUUUGGGGUCACUUGGUCAAAGGUCAAGGUCACAGGGACCUUGACAAAACAAGCUUUUCCCCUCAAUUGCUUAAGAAGCCUGUCCACAGUGUAUUGAUUUUGACAUUUUCACAUUUGAAGCAUGGAGAAUACAUAAUUUAGCAAUGCACUGGCUUAGUAACCUCAAAUUUGGCAGGGAGGUUGUCCUUGAGCUCUAAAUGGCCACAGUUGAUUCUGACAAAGUGGUAUGCGGAGGUAUUCACGCCACAAUAGUGGCAGUUCUAGUUAGGGCUGAAUAGGCCAGCCAAGUGACUAUCUGAUCCAAUCCAUGAUUCAGACCUUACAUUCAUGAAUUGUACCACAAAUCAUCUUAUUGUUCUAAUACUUAAAGAAAUAACAAUGUUUUUUAAAAAAUAUUUUAAAUGAAAAAUAGAAAUUACAUGUUAAGAAUAAGUUUUACAAAGUUUCUGUAGCAACAGUUUAGAAUUUCAGCUGAAAAUAAAAGUUUAAAGUUUGAGAUUAGGGUAAAUGCAUGCGGAAUGCAAACAACACAUAGUUUAACAAUGAUAUAAUAGUUUUUUCUGAAGGUUUUAUGCAAUUAUUAAAGAGUUAUCAGAAUUUUUUUAUUAAUAUAGGUGUGAAUUGCGAUCAAGCGAUCUUUGGAUUAAUGAAUACCCAAUGCAUAUUGUUGAGGUCUGAAUCGUUAAUUUCCUAAGCAUCAGAAUUAUAGUUAGAGCCCUGUAAAUUUUUAAUGUUUUAGAUAACAAGUAUAUAUAUGUUGUAAAAUUUAAAGAUUAUGUAUUGAAAAGAAAAUCUUGUAAAAUGGCAUUCAUUAAACAGUUAAUAACAUGACUACGGUAUCUUGAAAUAUUCAUUAUUUUGGGGUUAUUAAAGUAUAAAAUUGACAGAUACGAAUAAUGACAAGUAUUUGUGUCUAACCAUAUGUUUUUGAGGAAAACUUAGUGCAAUAGUAUAACAGUUAAAUGUUAAACAUUUACUGUAGGAAUUGUUGUUCAUUACAUAUUGUGUAGUUUAUGGAUAUAUAACAUUAUAAAUCAUGUAUUUUACGUGAAUAUAAUUCAUAUCUAUGUUUAUUUUUAGUAGGUUGUAAACAUGUUGAAAUGUGAUAUUAUUGUAAUCAUCAGUCAAUUCAACCUUUGUAUAUUAGUGACAAUAACAACAUGACUAUGUUACUGGUAAUAAAGCACUGUAGUCUUUAUGUGUGUACGUCAAGUGACAAGGAAAAAUCUUGACCAAAUCCCUGUUUUCAAAAAUACAAUAUUAUACAAGGUAUUGAUUGAUUGAUUGAUUGAUUGAUUGAUUGAUAAAAUUGGUUAAGACAUGAUGAGACGCAAGAAAAACCAUUUUUAGAUCUCUCAUUUUCUGUUGUUGUUUUUGUUUUUUUAUUAUUUUUAUUUAUUUAUUACAAUAUUAUAUAUAUCUUUGUGAAAGAAGUAGAAAUUGCAAGAAAUCAUCCUAACUUGCAAUGACUGUCUGCAUCUUCUAGUAUAUAUCAUAUGCAUAUACUCAUUUUGAAUUAUUCUUUGAGUAAAUUUAGCCACAAUUAGGGUCUGUUUGUUUCAUAUUGAAAUGAUAGUUGCAAGAAAUGAUUGCUUAUUAUUGAGGUAGACUAUUUUCUGCAGAGUCUGUCAUAAAAUUGAUGUUUUGUCAUGUAUUUACAUUCCUGAAAACUAUAAUUUAAUUUUUCUUACACCAGCAGAAACCUAUCAUUGAAGUUUAUAAGUUAUGCACAAAGAUUUGCCAUAAGUUUAUAUACAUAUAAUUGUUGUUGAUUUCUUCUGACCAACUUUUUUGCAGAUUUUUAUGCCAUAUGAAUGUUUGUUCAUUUUUCUGUUACUGAACAUGAACUUGUGGAUAAGAUUCAAUACUGACACAAUGUUUGGGAAUGCUAAUAAGAUAAAGAAAAUUCACGCUAGAUUGCUGAUAAAAUGCUACAAAAAUAGUAAAGGUAUGAUUGUAUCUGAAUUUGUGACACAAAUCAUGCUUUGUUGACCACCAUAUAAUCAUUUAAUGAUAUGUUAUAUGUAUGUUUAUGUAUAUUGACAUUGUACAUGUAUAACCAUGUCAUUUGUAUCAGAAGUUGUUGCCGAGUAAAUUUUUACAUUUAAAACU
Ruditapes philippinarum (Manila clam) is the source of this 6387-nucleotide messenger RNA. RefSeq names its product sorting nexin-30-like. NCBI's taxonomy places the organism in Eukaryota, Metazoa, Mollusca, Bivalvia, Venerida, Veneridae. The transcript is spliced from 11 exons. The record is from RefSeq and is a predicted model, not a curated record. Bases 73 to 1551 code for a protein of 492 amino acids. Gene Ontology annotation, molecular function: phosphatidylinositol binding.